Molecule: messenger RNA, 1383 nt
Organism: Aspergillus uvarum CBS 121591
Lineage: Eukaryota; Fungi; Ascomycota; Eurotiomycetes; Eurotiales; Aspergillaceae
Product: electron transfer flavoprotein subunit alpha/FixB family protein
Exons: 3
Coding region: 82-1140 (352 amino acids)
Cellular component (GO): mitochondrion
Molecular function (GO): flavin adenine dinucleotide binding; electron transfer activity
Source: RefSeq, a predicted model, not a curated record
UUUCCUUCCCCUCUCUCUGUCUCUGUCUCUGUCUCUCUCCUCCACCCCCCCAUCCGCUCAAUCAAUUCUAUCCUCUACAAGAUGCUCCCUCUAACCAGAAACUCGGUGCUCCGCGCCGCCCGCGCGCAGAUCCUCCCUUCCACGCGCACCAGCGCCGCCCUCUCCUCCGCCGCUCUUGCCCGCCUGCUCUCCACCCUCGCCGUGCUCGAACAGCGCGACGGCAAGAUCCAGCCCUCCUCCCUGUCCGCCAUUGCCGCGGCCCAGAAGCUCGGGGGCCCCAUCACUGCCUUCGUGGCCGGCGCCAAUGUGAAGGCGACCUCCGCGGCCGAAGCGGCCCAGAUCAAGGGUCUGGACAAGGUCGUUGCGGUGGAGAACGAGGCCUACGAGAAGGGCCUUCCCGAGAACUACGCCCCUCUGCUCGUCGAGAACAUCCAGAAAGGCGAAUACACGCACGUGGUCGCCGGCCACUCGGCCUUCGGCAAGAGUCUCCUGCCCCGCGUGGCGGCUCUGUUGGAUGUGCAGCAGGUGUCCGAUAUCACUGGCAUUGAGAGCGAGGAUACCUUCGUCCGCCCCAUCUACGCCGGCAACGCCAUCCUAACCGUGCAAUCCAGCGACCCGAUCAAGAUCCUCACCGUGCGCGGCACCUCCUUCCAGGGCGUGGAGACGAGCGGCGGCGGCGCCGCCAUCGAGGACGGCAGCGACCCCAAGGCCGCCCAGCAGACGGAGUGGGUGUCGGAGGAGCUGGCCAAGUCGGAGCGGCCGGACCUGGCGACGGCGCAGCGCGUCGUCUCCGGCGGGCGCGGCCUGAAGUCCAAGGAGGAGUUCGACCGCGUCAUCGUGCCGCUGGCCGACACCCUGGGGGCGGCCAUCGGCGCCUCGCGCGCCGCCGUCGACAGCGGCUUCGCCGACAACAGCCUGCAGGUCGGCCAGACGGGCAAGAACGUCGCCCCGCAGCUGUACCUGUGCGCGGGCAUCUCGGGCGCCAUCCAGCACUUGGCCGGUAUGAAGGACAGCAAGGUCAUCGCCGCCAUCAACAAGGAUGCCGACGCGCCCAUCUUCCAGGUCGCCGAUGUCGGGUUAGUCGGGGAUUUGUUUGAGAAGGUGCCGGAGUUGACGGAGAAGUUGAAGAGUCAGGCUUAGUUUUUUUUGUGUCGGGUUGGUUUCGUUUUUAUUGCAUGGUGUCUGUCUGUCUUGUUGUGAUGGCUUGAAUAUUUACUCUGUUGUUUAUCCCCCCACCCUUGAAAAUAUUCGGGGUUGGCAUUUGUUUUUUCUUUAUUGGUUUUUCUGAUGAUAAGUUUUAGAUGACAUGGAUUGUGAUCGCGGGCAAGUGGAGGAAGUAUAUACCAAUCGGAGCAGCAUACUUUCAUCUAACAUUACGGCAUA